Molecule: messenger RNA, 1224 nt
Organism: Neospora caninum
Lineage: Eukaryota; Apicomplexa; Conoidasida; Eucoccidiorida; Sarcocystidae
Exons: 4
Coding region: 1-1224 (407 amino acids)
Source: RefSeq, a predicted model, not a curated record
AUGGAGAAGUACCGCGUAUUUGGCGACGAGAGCACCGGCGUUCACCCGUUCAUUCCCGUCGCGUACAUGAAGGCGCAGGUGUCUCCUCCUCCCACCUCCUUUGUUGCCCGGGUGGCCGCCGCCGGCGUCUCUCUGGUUUCUCUUCUCCUCACGAAUUUUCUGGUGGGUCUUCGGCUUCUCCUGCUUCUCUCCGCCGCUCUGCUGGCGAUCACCCUGCAGCAAAUCCUCCUGGUUUUCUCCCCGCUUCCUUCGCUUCACUGGAUCCUCUCGCUCUGGGUGCUCGCCCUCCCGGCGCGGGUCGCGCUCCUGGCUCUCGGCGUCUGGCGACUGGACGAACAGAGCGCAGAUUUCCGCCGCUUGAAAAUCCGCGCACCACCGCCGAACGCGCCUGCGCCGUGGUCCACCUUUCUGGCUCUCCCUGCGUCUCCUACGCUCCCGGCGGGGGCUUCGAGUGAGGCGAAACGGAUCCGCAGCUGCCGCGUGUGUCUCUCCAACUUCACGGGCCUCGUGGAGCCUCUCUAUCUCUUCUACCGCCUCGCCCCCCAGUUCGUGCUUCUCCAUGAACAGGGGGGAUUCUCUUUCUGCUCAGUCUGGGCCAUGCUCAAGUUCAGCAUGCAGUUCCGGCUGGCCCCAGGGAAAGGCGCGUUUCGGUCGCUGUCUGCUUUGCUGCUCGCCCACCAGAAGAGCUCGUCCUCGCGGAUUCCCCUCGUCAUUUUCCCUGAGGGACAAAAAAGUAACGGCACCUGCAUUCUCCAGUGGACAGCUGCGGGGGCGGCCGCCGGAAAGGGCGAACGCGAGAGUCUCUCUUCUGGUUUUGAUACUGCGGCGCUCCAGCUCCUCGACGGCCGCAUUGCGGAAGUCGGGUGUCUCUACACUGCACUGGCAACAGGCGGGCGAGCAGGAAGCCCCGCACGCGGCUCCGUGCCCUACGGCCCUCCACAUACGGUUCACUCGCCGCUCCGACACCUUCGCCUGUCGCUUGCCGAGCGCUCCCACGCAGUAGCGCCGAUCUGGGCGUCCCCGGCGGCAGUUCAGGCGUCUGUACAGCUGCAGAGUCGCGGUGCAUCUGCCGCCCCGCCGGAGGCAGUCGAAUGCCUGCGAGAAGUGAUGAUUCGCAUGCUUCCGGGCGUCACGGGAGUGCAGACCAAAGGCGGCGCAGAUCUCCAAGCCUUCAACGCGUACUGGGAGAAGACGCAGAAGGAACAGUACCUGAAGAGCCAGUGA